AUGCAAUUCGCAAUAAUAGCAGCUUUUUUCGCUACCAUUCAGUUAAUUGCUGGAUCAGCUUUGACGUUUACUUUAGGAGCACAAGAAAAGGCGUGUUUCUAUGUGUUCACUGAAAAGCCUAGAACUCCAAUUAGUUAUUACUUUGCCGUGCAAAGUGGCGGAUCAUUCGACGUUGACUACACUAUCAAGAACCCAAGAGGUGAAAUCAUUCACAGUGAUGAAAAGCAAAGACAAGGGGAUUUUGCUAUCAACGCGGACAUUGUUGGAGAAUACGAAUUCUGCUUCGCUAAUGGCAUGUCCACAUUUGCUGAAAAAGUUGUUGACUUUGAAAUUCAAUUCAAGGAUGAAAACACUGAAUAUAGAGCUGACAUGCCAGAUCAACCAAAUGCCAAGCCACUUGCUCAUGUCGAAAGCAUGCAAACAACUGUUGACAACAUCGACCAACAAUUGGACGGUCUUUUAAGAACUUUGCAAUACUACAAGACUAGAAAUAACAGAAACCAAGCUACUGUUAAAUCUACUGAAUCAAGAAUCUAUUACUUCUCUAUAUUCGAAGUAUUAUUAAUGGUAGGAAUGGCCUUCUUGCAAAUCACUGUUGUUCAAUUGUUUUUCAAGGGUUCUAGAAAACAAUUGGUCUAA
This is a messenger RNA of Debaryomyces tyrocola, 639 nucleotides long. NCBI's taxonomy places the organism in Eukaryota, Fungi, Ascomycota, Pichiomycetes, Serinales, Debaryomycetaceae. The record is from the annotation of a GenBank genome assembly.